This is a messenger RNA of Leptonychotes weddellii (Weddell seal), 7977 nucleotides long. RefSeq names its product Wnt family member 2B (gene WNT2B). Gene Ontology annotation, molecular function: frizzled binding; cytokine activity. The record is from RefSeq and is a predicted model, not a curated record. Lineage: Eukaryota; Metazoa; Chordata; Mammalia; Carnivora; Phocidae. Gene Ontology annotation, biological process: cell fate commitment; neuron differentiation; multicellular organism development. Gene Ontology annotation, cellular component: extracellular region.
GUCCCCGGCUUCGGCCCCGCCCCGCGCCGUCCAAUGAGAGCCCGCGGCCGAGGGGCUGUCCGCACACUCUGCCCGCAGCCCCACUCCGCGCCGCCGACCCCCUGACACCGCGCCCAGCGCCGGGGCAGCGCGUCCCGGACCCCGAGCUUGGCGCGCCCCCGUCGGCUUCCGGACCCCGUUCCUUGCGCCCCUCUCCGGGACCCUGCGACCCGGCUCCUGGACUCCAGGUGCCCCUGGGUCCCCGGCCAGCGGCGAGCCCUAUGGCUCCCCAGGGGGGUGAGGUGGGAGCAGCCUGAGUACCCCGAGCCGGUGCCCCGUCCACGCCCCUCCGGGCCGCGCGGCGGGAGUCAUCGGGGAGCUAUGCUGAAGCCGGGUAGUGCGGAGGAAGCCGCGCAGCUCCCCCCUCGGCGCACCCGCGCCCCUGUCCCCGCGCUCGCGCCAGGACCCGCGGCCCCCGACGGCUCUCGGGCUUCGGCCCGCCUCGGUCUUGUCUGCCCGCUGCUGCUGCUGCUGCUGACGCUGCCGGCCCGCGUAGACACAUCCUGGUGGUACAUCGGGGCCCUGGGGGCGCGAGUGAUCUGUGACAAUAUCCCUGGCCUGGUGAGCCGGCAGCGGCAGCUGUGCCAGCGGUACCCAGACAUCAUGCGCUCGGUGGGCGAGGGCGCCCGAGAAUGGAUCCGGGAGUGUCAGCACCAGUUCCGCCACCACCGCUGGAACUGCACCACGCUGGACCGGGACCACACUGUCUUUGGCCGCGUCAUGCUCCGAAGCAGCCGGGAGGCAGCAUUUGUAUAUGCCAUCUCGUCAGCGGGGGUGGUCCACGCCAUCACCCGCGCCUGUAGCCAGGGUGAACUGAGUGUGUGCAGCUGUGACCCCUACACCCGUGGCCGACACCAUGACCAACGUGGGGAUUUUGACUGGGGUGGCUGCAGUGACAACAUCCACUAUGGUGUUCGCUUUGCCAAGGCCUUUGUGGAUGCCAAGGAAAAGAGGCUUAAGGAUGCCCGGGCCCUCAUGAACUUACAUAACAACCGCUGUGGUCGCACGGCCGUGCGGCGGUUUCUGAAGCUCGAGUGUAAGUGCCAUGGCGUGAGCGGCUCCUGUACCCUGCGCACCUGCUGGCGCGCACUCUCAGACUUCCGCCGCACGGGUGAUUACCUGCGGCGGCGCUAUGAUGGCGCCGUGCAGGUGACAGCAACCCAGGAUGGCGCCAACUUCACAGCAGCCCGCCAAGGCUAUCGCCGUGCCACCCGGACUGACCUUGUCUACUUUGACAACUCCCCAGACUACUGUGUCUUGGACAAGGCUGCAGGUUCCCUUGGCACUGCGGGCCGUGUCUGCAGCAAGACAUCUAAAGGGACGGAUGGUUGCGAAAUCAUGUGCUGUGGCCGAGGGUAUGACACAACUCGAGUCACCCGUGUCACCCAGUGUGAGUGCAAAUUCCACUGGUGCUGUGCUGUGCGAUGCAAGGAGUGCAGAAACACUGUGGACGUCCACACUUGCAAGGCCCCCAAGAAGGCAGAGUGGCUGGACCAGACCUGAACAUAGAAAUACCUCACUCAUCCCUCUACUUCAAACCUCCUGACUCAAAAGCACAAGAUCUUUGCAUGCACACCUUCCUCUACCCUCAACUCUGGGCUGCUACAGUUUCUAUUUAAGGAUUUGGAGAGUAAUCCAGAAGGACUCUCGUGUCCUGACUGGUUCCUUAGCCCUGGGAAGGAGUUGACAGGGGAUCUAAGAAAUUGAAUGGCUCCCUGACUGCCACCUUGGGAGGUUAGAAGGGAGAGUGGAAGAGGGAGGGGUCUUCAGAGUGAUAGAAGUUGCACUAAAGCACAUGGUCAAGGCUCAUCUUUCCUUUCCUUUGCACCGGCUUCCUGACACUUCUUGUGUGUGCAAGAGGAAGGGUACCUGGGGAGAGCUUCUUUGUGUUCCUACCUGACUGAGGGGAGAUGGGACAGAGAUGAAACCACAUCUCUUCCCUGGGUCAGUUUGAGCAGACUGCCUGGUACCCCAAAAGAAACUCUUAGGCUACAACCUUCCAUUAUCAAGAGUCUGGGAUUGCUAGAUAAGAGUUAGCCAUAGUGGACAAGGUUCCAUUCACAUGCUCAUAGGUUUAUAAACUGCUGUAUUUUGUAGGGGAAAAAAAUUAUAUGACUACACAAACAUACAUUCUCGUUCAAUCUCCCGCCUCUUUUCAACCUAUAUCAGACAGCAUGUUGCUCACUCGCCUCUUAUUCACCUGCUGCCUAUUCAAACCGAGUGGCAUGUAGUGGUUCUUAUGCCUAACAGAUCAUUUAGUAAGCCUGCCUAGGCCUUGGGAUUUGAUUUUUUUUUUUUUUUAAGUUCCUAUGCAUUAUUCUAGAGGUCAGCCAGGUUUGGGAAAUACUCAGUAAAAGGUAUGGGACUCAUGGGGGGUGGGAGAGGGUAGCAGGUCUGAUCUCAAGGGCCCCACAUGAGGCAUCAGUGUAUACUAGGCAGGUAUACUAGGCAGGGAUCUCUGGCUUGGGCAAUUUUUAGGAGAGGAUCCUGGUCUUCAAAGCUGGGAAUGGAAGCCAGUGGCUACAGAGGGAAGGAGAGCUGGGGCUUGGGGCCAAAAUGGUAAACAGCUCAGAAAGCAGCCUUACCCCAUUUAUUCAACAAAUUUUUUUUUUAGUGACUCUCCAAGUCCUGGUGAUUAUUACUGUUCACUCCAUCUUUGGCUUAAAUAGGGGAGAUCCUUCUAUGCUACUACCCGCUGCCUAACUAAGCUUGCAGUAGAGAAGUCUCCAGGGAUGGUAGACUUAGUAAGCUAGAGGCUAGGACAUGGAGUCCCCAAAACCGUCCUGUCCUGUUUUUAUGUGACUCAGACAAUGGCUAUCUCUUGCCUGGUGAUACUGUAAAAGACCAAAGUGGCAUAGAAAUUCGCAGUCAUGACAGACCUGGGUUGAAAUCACAGCUGUGCCAUUUACUGUUUUUGAUAUUUUGAGCAAGAUACCCACAUUCUCUGAGCCUUUAUCAUCUCCUCUGUAAAGCGAGGAUACAAACCUAUCUCUGAUAUUGAGUUUUAAUUAUGACCCCCAUUCCAGCCAUCGGACGCUCUUACCAAAGUCCCUAACUGGCCUAGCCCAUCAUGAUGUCUCUUAGAACCUUCCAUUUAGAACUGUACAGUAUUGACAGCAGGCUGUAGAUUAAGGGGCCUACACAAGGAAUUCUGAGUAUAGGCACCCCCCCUCCUUUCCAAGUUCCUCCAACAACCCUUGGGGUCCUCACGUGUUUGUGGCGCAGCUUCACUCUGCACAGGCAGCAGAAGGAUGGGGGAGCCAGAGCUCUGGGCCAUGGGGGCAGAUUUAUUUGGAUGAUAGGACUAAUAUUUGUGUAACCUGCUGAGACCUGUGUGGGAGAGUUUAGGGUGGUUUUUCUUUUGGUGAGGGGUUUGCUCCGGUUUCACAUCCAUUAACACAAAACAUGAGCUAGUCAGGGCCCUUGUGGUCUGCGGUGAGGGGAUUCCUGUGGAGAAAUGGGACUGAGUGAGUCAGGCCAGGGGAAUGUCUUCCUUGCAGAGUGGAUAACUGAUGAGCCAAUGGUGGGAUUAGGGAGGGGGAAAUGGGAGGGGAAGAGAAGAACUUCUGACAUCUUGAGCUGGGAUUAGGAGGAAGAAAGCCUUGGAGUAGUGGAAAGGUAAGGGGGUCAUAGUCAGUCUGACUCAAGACUAGAACUGCAGGAAUUGACAUAAGGGUACUGUCUUUGAGUAGAGCCUCGGGUCCCAGUCCGCCCCUACUCACAAGAACGCCCAGGUUCCUGCAUAAAGGAUAGCUAGGCCUUCCUGGGACUUCAACCCAAGUUCACUCUGCCUGUGCUCUGUCACCUAUUCCUUUUCAGUUCUUACCCCGUGGAAGGAACUGAGCCUCUUCUGGCAUCUCAUACUGCUCUGUGCUUCUCCUGGGCUCCAAACUGUAGUUCGUUGCUGUAAGUGGUUAAGAGCAUGCUGGCCAGAGAGUGAUAUGUAUGAACAGUGGGGUGGACAGUGAGAGAAAAGAGGUCCAUGUGAGCCCCACUAUUGAGGCUAUGUGGUCCCAAGAAGGAAUGAUGGCCAAACAAUUACUUUUUCCUCUUAUUUCUUAGCUUGCCUCUGCAUUCCAAUUGGCUUUGGACAACAGGCAUCCAUUCCACAAUAAACAAACAAAUUUAUGUGGAACAAGCAGCAAAAGGAGAACUGCAUUUGGUGCAGUCAGGGCUCCAUUUAGUUCUGCUGCCACCCACUCACUGCCUCUAACCACCCCCUCCCACCCAUCCUCUGGUCAGUAGAGGUCUGUCCCUCUGGCAGCAGUCCCUUCGCCCCUCUCCUCUCUGACACUCCUUCGUGUCAGUCCUCAUCUCUUCUAACUUUCAAUAUUUAGUAGAAUGCCUUGCAGAAAGUGCCAUUUGGAUACAAAGUUAGCUUCAAAGACAUGAUCUCUAUCCUUUAAAGGUCUUAGCCUCUUUUAGAGAAGGCACGUGGCUGAAAUACCUUGGCUGCAGAGCCUGUGGCCAGUUUCCCUCAUGUACAAGUAAGAACGCCAGCCUGAACCUAGUCCUGCACGUAAGAGCCAACUUCUGUGAUUGCUAGUCUUGAAUAAUAGCGCUAACCCAUAUGCUUUCUUAGAAUGAUGCUGGAAAAAUGAAAUCAGGGACUUCGGAUUAUUUAAAAAAAUUAAACACUGCCUGGCCCUGAACGUCUGUUUGCAAAAAGUCUUGUAGGUCUGACUCGUGACCACUUACAACCUCGUUUCUCUUCCUCCCUAUUGCAGAGAGUAAUUUCUUCUCCUUUUUCUCACCUCCCUUAGCAAGAACACCAACCACUAAGUCUUUUGCCAAAUUCUCGGACCCACUCAGGACGUUGGUUUCUACAUGGCUUAAUAUAAGAGAGAUAAUCAGGAUUUUUCUUUUUUCCUCACCCUUUCUGAGAUUUUUAAAUGCCCUCAGUGGUCAUAGGGCAGAAGCCCAAGGGAGGCCGCCAGGGAGAGUAUGUUUCUCAUCCCUGGGAGGCCGUCAGCCUAGCUCCUGCAGCCAAAUUACAGCACCAGAGAAUAAUGUGAUGCAUUCCUGGGCAGGUCCGUGGGACCCUGGGCGCCUGGGCCUUGUGGAGAGAGGUGCCAGACACAGAGCUCUCCGUAAGCAAUCCUGCAGAGCCGCCCCCUGGGUGCAGAAAUGAAAUACGGGAGAGCUUCACAUUACACGGAGACCUGUAGCUCACACCUGGUUAUUGAUGGCCUUGGUGGAGGCCUCUGCCCCCACCCUCCACUUGGGAACUGACUGCUACUACGGGGGUUGGGCACCUUUGAAGCAAUGUUGGAAAACAAGAAAGAGAUGCUUCCUUUCCACUCUUUGCUCCUCCUGUGAGCCUGCGCACAACGGGGAGGAAAUGCACACACAUGAGCUGCGCUUCUGUAGACAUACACAUAGCUUCUCCCAAGCUACAGCAGAGUUCUAGUCCUCCUCCCUCUCCCCGACAAUAAAACAAGCAACUGGAUUUCAAUCAAAUCCUUCAAAAGUCAUACCAACUUCAGGGAUUCAGCCAUCACCAAGGAAUGUUAAAAAGUUCCAUUAUCAAUACGCGAGCAGCUGUGCGGUUUGGGGACUGGUAUUCCCCUGGGAAGUGGCAGGGAAAGGAUGCAGAAAAGGCAUGGAGAGGAGAGAUCAACAGGAGACAAUUGCCACCCAAGCAGAAUGGCUAAGACUGUGGGACUUCCCAUGGCUCGUUCAUGCUGGGGAUAGUCCAAUCUGUGCCCUGUGUGCUAAGGAUGAUGGGGCAGCCUCCUAGGACUGCACGAAGUAGAAUUACCAAGCCUGCAGCCCAAGACCUGUUGUUUUUAACUUUUAUUUGGUUAGAAAACAGGAUAGCUUUGGGUUCCAGAGAUAAUGUCCAUAAGAGAAAGGUCCUGGAGAGGAGCAAGCAGUGACUUUUCUAGGGUAAAUAUGUCACAGCUGCUGCACUGAACUGAGCUUUCCUAGAAGCUGUUAAUCUCUUUGGGUGACUGGCAGGUUUCAGGCAAUAGCCAGUGGAGUGUCAAUAAUAUGCCUGUCCCUGACCCCGAAGGUCAAAGGGAUAGAAGACGGGAAGAGUUUUUAAGUACAUUUUUCCACUUUCCAUUCAUGGCUUAAGUUAUCCCUGAGCAUCUUUGGGGCCUUCCUCAUUUAUUGAAGACAUUUUAGUCAUCCUGGAGUUGAGAAAGCAAGGGAAGCAUUCUGCCCCUGAUCCCUUAACUCUGAACUACUGUGUGCUCACUUCCGUUCUUGCCUAUGAGGCUAUAGGUGGAGCAGCUAGACGUAGACGUUCUCUUUCUUUGACCAAAAGGAGCUGAAAUCUGGUGACUUUACUUCACCACCACCAGCCCCUGUACACAGGCCUGACCAAACAGAAAGGCUAAACUGAGUGAAGAAAAAGGGAAGACCAGGUAAUCCACAGCUGUCCUAAUGACAACUGUCUGGGUGGGGUUCCCAGAGAAUAACUGUGAUGUUCAUGAGAAGCAUUUUCAAGGACAAAAUGCUUUAACAUAUACCUAAUUUUCACACCGACCCUGUGAGGAGGAAGACAUUCUCACUGCACAGGUGCUGUUCAGAAAGGCUCAGGGAUCUGUCUGAGGUCAUGUGAUACGGAGUGGCACAGACAGAACUCAAGUCCGGGGUUUCUCACUUCACACCCUGUGUGUUCUCCUCAAAGACUGAGACUACCUCAGGCUGGAAGGGCCAGUGUCCCAGCCCCUUCACAACAAAAAUGGACACAAAAUAUUCAAGGAGAGUAUAGGUGAGCAGAAUUUACAACAGGAACAGCCUACACCUUCCUUCACCACAUCAAUGAAUCCCCUGUCAUUUUGGCCACUGUUUCCACUGCCACAAAAUGAUCACUACACUAAGUAGUCUGCAUUUAAUCUACUCUGGCUCCUAGCACUUUCUAUUCCUUUUUUUCUUCUUCAGAUUAACACUUUAACCAUUUGUUUUAAUUUUAUCUAGUUCUUUUAAAGUGAUGCUAAGCGCAAAGAGUACAAGUAGUCCUGAGAAGCCGUGAGCGGAAACUGUUAAGGCUUUGGGCUUCUAAAGUAUGUAUUAGAAUUUCCUUUGAGGUUUCACUCUCUUUUUUUAAACGCUGUCAACUCCUGGGCUAGGAAAGUGAGAAGAGGGAAUGAGAGUGCUAAAAACCCAUCCUAUCCCAGGCCAAAUGCCUACUCAAGGCCUGGUAAAAGUCCUGGGACCUCUAGCUGAGACAAGUAAUUUACCUACACCAAGGCAAGGAGAAUCCACCCUGCAGAGAAACCCCUAUGAGAUGAGGCAGACAACAGAUUUUUACUUGAUCAAAAACUUUUGCUGCUCUCAACCCCCCUCCUCCCACCCUCAUUCAAAAUCUGGACUUCUGUUUAGGUCCAAGACAGUGAGACAAAGCAGCUCCAAGAGAGGAUGUGUGCAAGGGGGAACCCUUCCCUGUUCAACCCUGGAAUGCAUUCCUUCAGAAACAGCAUAAGCCUGCACAUACCCUACCUAUCCCACUCCUGCACCCCAACUGUGAAGGCAGAAGGGAAAACUACAGGAACACAAUGUUCAUCCAUCAUAGACCUAGGCCCCCACUUGAGCUAGGGGAAGGACACCUCAUGAAAACAGUCUACCUAUAGUCAGGAUCUGUCCCAGAGCAAACCUUACUUUUUGGUCCAUCGAUCUUGGCUCUCACGGCUCUCCCUGCUCCCCACCCCCACUGCCUCCGCAUGUGGGCUCAGAAGUCAUCAUCUAAAGAAUUCCACUGCUCACCUCCUGCAUAGCAGCACAGCCCCAUGAGGCCGCACACCAGAUGGAGGGGAUAAAAGUACGAGGUCAUGGCUUCUAGCAAGAGGCUUUUUCUGAAACUAACCCUGACUCCUGGAAAAGAGGCAGAGCAGGAGAGUGUCGGGUGAGCUGCUGACGACAGCAGCUUCAUGGGUCUUGUGUGAAAAGGAAGGACAAAGCCUUCAUUAAAAAUUUCCCUGCUCCCGU